Messenger RNA from Archocentrus centrarchus (flier cichlid), 8173 nucleotides. It is a transcript of the gene clip1a, whose product is annotated as CAP-GLY domain containing linker protein 1a. The coding region runs from base 686 to 7381 and encodes 2231 amino acids. The record is from RefSeq and is a predicted model, not a curated record. NCBI's taxonomy places the organism in Eukaryota, Metazoa, Chordata, Actinopteri, Cichliformes, Cichlidae. Gene Ontology annotation, molecular function: microtubule plus-end binding. The transcript is spliced from 28 exons. Gene Ontology annotation, cellular component: cell cortex; microtubule plus-end; nucleus. Gene Ontology annotation, biological process: positive regulation of microtubule polymerization; cytoplasmic microtubule organization.
GUGUUGUGGAGGUUACUUGAGGUGUUAGUUUAGCUAACUAGCUAACCAGCCCUUAUUGCUGUAGUCUUGACCACCGGCUCGCUGAACUGCUUUGGGCCUUGCUGCUAGCGUUACUUAGCAACUAAUCACGUCUGUGCCCCCCCACCGGGAUCCAUUUAACCCGAAGAGGUGACUGUUAAGUAAAGGCAGCUCAGCGCCACAACAUUAUACGGGAAUAAAUUUGAUAGAGUUUAUCUAAUCUAACAAUUAGUGGUGCUGGGUGAACUUGUAGCAGCAGUGUUCCCUGCUGGAGCUUCGGUGACAUUGCGGAGACUUUUGGACUUGUGGAAUUUGCCUCAGUCACUUAGCUUAUCACACCGUUAUCCUUUAGACGGCUAUUGGGAGGUUUUCAGUAGGUUUGUGAAUCUACUGAACCGGUGUUGUGCUGAUGUCUCCCAUUCUCAGCGGAGAAGAGCUACCAUACAGCUAGCUGGUAAGGGUCCUUUUUGUAAGAAGCGCUUUUUCUCCCUUCUCCCUUUUCCUCAUUUUUUUUUUCUUUUUGUUUUGAUUUUGUUUUGAUUUGUUUUUGGUGUGGAGAGAAAUCGCAUCACCAUCACAGAGCAGCGGUCAGUUGUUUUGAUGGUCUGGGGUCAAUCUGUAACCAGUGACGAACACAGGCCUUGUGGUUCAGAUCACAGGAGGAAACAUGAGCACAGCCAAGGCCAGCGGCAUCAAAGGACCUAGCAAGAUAGCUAGGCCACCUGGAACAGGGGCUCCCAAGACUAACCCCAGUACAGCUAAAACUGCUGUUGUGGACAAAGCAGCUGCAAGUGCCAGUGCCAGUGCAGGAGAGUCCGGGAAUGCGGAGGAGAACUUCCAGAUUGGGGAUCGAGUAUGGGUGAAUGGAAAUAAGCCAGGCUACAUACAGUUUUUGGGAGAAACACAGUUUGCCCCAGGACAGUGGGCAGGGAUUGUUCUAGAUGAGCCAAUUGGGAAGAACGAUGGGUCGGUGGCAGGGGUGCGCUACUUUCAGUGUGAAGCCCUGCGAGGGAUUUUUACCCGCCCUUCCAAGUUGUCUCGCACAGAGGGGGAGGCUAAUGGAACUCAGACGGCACCGACCUCCCGCGCGGCAUCACCCACUCCCUCAGUUGGAAGUGUAGCCACAAAAUCAGCACUGCCUUCAAGUACUGCAGUAGCCAAGAAGGCCUCUUCCACAACUGCGACACCACCAGCUACACCACCUUCCAACCUUGCACGCACAAAUAGUGAAUCUGUCUCCAACCUCUCAGAGACCGGAUCAGUCAAGAAGGGGGAAAGGGAACUGAAGAUCGGUGACCGUGUGUUGGUUGGCGGUACAAAGGCAGGAGUGGUACGCUUCCUUGGAGAAACAGACUUUGCCAAAGGCGAGUGGUGUGGCGUGGAAUUGGACGAGCCCCUAGGAAAAAAUGAUGGGGCAGUGGCAGGCACAAGAUAUUUUCAGUGCCAACCCAAGUAUGGCUUAUUUGCUCCAGUGCACAAAGUCACACGCAUUGGCUUUCCUUCAACCACGCCUGCCAAAGCAAAAACAACAGUUCGGAAAGUAGUGGCCACCCCGGCAGGCCUGAAGAGAAGCCCCAGUGCCUCAUCCAUCAGCACCAUGAGCUCCGUGGCAUCUUCUGUUAGUGCUAAGCCGAGUCGCACAGGCCUGCUAACAGAGACAUCAUCAAGGUAUAACCGAAAGAUUUCAGGCACCACAGCCCUGCAGGAGGCACUCAAGGAGAAGCAGCAGCAUAUUGAGCAGCUCAUGGCUGAGAGGGACAUGGAGAGGGCAGAGGUUGCCAAGGCCACAAGUCAUGUUGGCGAAAUGGAGCAAGAAAUUACCUUGCUCAGGGAUGAGCAUGAGCAGAUGGAGGCAAAGAUGGAUCAGUUGCGUGCCUUGGUAGAAGCUGCGGACAAAGACAAGGUGGAGCUGCUGAAUCAGCUUGAGGAGGAGCGUAGGAAGGUGGAGGACCUUCAAUUUCGUGUUGAGGAAGCUUGCAUUACCAAAGGAGACCUGGAGACGCAGACCAGACUGGAGCAUGCCCACAUUAAGGAGCUUGAACAGAGCCUGCUCUUUGAAAAGACCAAAGCUGAGAAACUCCAAAGAGAGUUAGAAGACACUAGGGUUGCUACUGUGUCAGAAAGAUCCCGUAUUAUGGAACUUGAGAGGGACCUUGCGCUUCGAACAAGAGAGGUAGCUGACCUGCAGCUGCGUCUCGGGAUCCAGCAGGGCUCUGAAGACUCGAAUUCCACUCUUUCUCCCCUCCUGGAAGAAAUAAACUCUCUGAGGGAUCAGUUGUCUUCCCAGGUAACUAGUCAUCAGGAAGAGCUGGGUAAAUACAAGGAGAAGCUAGAAGCUCAAGAAAAAAUCCACAGUGAGGCAGUUGCUCAGCUUCAGGCUACAUCUGUAAGGCUGUCUGGUGACAAAGAGCAGUUGCAGAUGCGUUUAAGUCAGGCAGAGAAGGAGAAUACUGAGAUUGUUAAACUGUGGCGUUCCAAGUUGGAGGCUACUGUUACCUCUCACCAGCAAGCCAUGGAAGAGCUGAAGGUGUCCUUCAGCAAAGGUGCAGGUGCUCAGACAGAAGAACUCGUAGAAACCAAAAGUGCACUUGAGAAGCUGAAGUUGGAGCACAAGUCAGCUCUGGAGGAGGUUGAAGCCAAACACAAAGCUGAAGCCUCAGCAUGGACUCAGGAGUUGCAGGCACUGAAUGAACAGGUCCUGGCUCUGACUGAGGACAAGGAGCGAGUGGAGGAGUCACUCCGGUCCAGUGUUGAAAAAACAGAGGAGCAGCAUCUUGUGGAGAUGGAGGAUGUUCUUGGAAAGCUUCAUGCUGCUGAAAUUAGGGUAAAGGAGCUUGAGGAGAAGGAAGCAGCGCUAGCACAACAGGCUCAAGACAAGGAUAGAGAAACCAAAGAACAGAUGGCUGAAAUGGUGGCUCUGCGCAGCAAAGUAGCACAAAGUAACCAGGAGCUUGUAGAUCUGAAGGCUCAGUUAAGUGAGGUACAGAGCCAAGGAGACAACCAGGGUGCUAAGGUCGCUGAAUUGAACACUCAGUUGGAGGGCAAACAGCAGGAAGUCCUCACUUUACACCAGAGUCUGACUGCUGUAAAGCAUGAGAAGGACACCCUGGAACAAGAGCUUAGAGGCCUGAAACAAAAGGUGACUGAAAGCACAGAGGAGCAGACUAAAUCAUCAAAAACUAUGCAAGAAACACUUGAGAAACUGAGUAAGAAGGAAGAGGAAUGCAUAUCCUUGAUCCAAGGAUCAGAGUCAUUAAGAAGUCAGCUUGCUGGGUUGGAGAGGAAGCUGAAGGCCUCAGAUGAAAAGAAUGAACAGCUUUCAAAAAACAAAAGCAAGCUGGAAAAUGAUAUUUCAGACAUGAUGAAGGCAUCAGGUGAUAGUUCUGUACAGCUGACCAAAAUGAAUGAAGAUCUCAUACAGAAAGAAAGGAGGCUGGAGGAGUUACAGAAUCAGCUAGCAGAGGAGAAAGAGAAGGUGGCACGCUUGAAUGAACAACUGCAACAGGAAGUGUCCCACAAAGAGCAGGAGCUGAAAGAGACUAGAGAGGCACAUCAGACUGAAUUAAGUAGCCUUCAGGAGAAGAUCACGACCAUGGAGAAGACUGUUAAACAGGGUGAGACGCUAGUUGAGGAACUCAAGGCCUCACAUGAGAAAUCCCUGAAUCAGUCAUCUGAGCUCCACGCGAAGGAAGUCGAGACGCUGCAGUGUCAGGUCAACAAGUUGGAGCAGGAGUUCUCCUCUUCCAAGAGCAAAACCCAAGAGCUAGAGAAGAUGGUAUCUGAACUGCAGCCAUACAAAGAGCAGGCUCAGUGUUUUUCUGCUGAGCUUGACUCCUACAAGCAUAAUGUUGAACAGUUGUCCAAAAAACUGGAAAAGCAGAGCCUAGAUCUGGAAAACGUGUGUAAGGAAAAUGAGGAUCUUAAAGCUGAAAAAGGCAACCUGGAGAAGCAGCUUUCAGAUGUGCAGGCUAAGCUCUCCGCCCUUGAUAUUAUUCACCAGGAACUCUCAGACAAGAAUAAAGAACUGCUUAUAACCAGAGAUGAACUAACACAACAUCAAGAGGAACUACUGGCCACCAAGAAGCAUUCAGAUGAAGAGAAGGCUUCGAUGAACAAGGAAUUUGAGAAGCUCAAAAGCUGCCUUCAAGAAGCACAGACUGAAAUCAAAGAUCUUAAACAAAGUAAAAGUGAAUACCUGGCCCAAAUUGAGGAGCUCCAAAGACAAAAUGCAGAGAAGAAUGAUUCUCUGCUAAAGCAUCAACAGGACACUCAGCAAAUUGAGGCAAAAAAGAAGCAGCUACUCGAGGAUUAUGAAAAAGUCUGCAAGGAGAGGAACCGGUUUGAAGAGGACCUCAAUGAAAGCAAGUCAAAGCACAUGUGUGAGAAGGACAGUCUAAUUUUAGAGAGAGAUUCUGCUAGAAAUGCCAAAAAGUCUCUUGAUGCUAAGAAUGCUGAGUUGCAGGCAAAACUGAAAUCCCUGAAUUUAGAAAAAGAAGACCUUACAAUGAAGAAUACCCAGCUCCAAGCCCUAGCAGAAACACUGACAAAAGAGAAAGCAGAGAUGUCCUCUGAAAUCAGUGCAGUCAUGCUGGACAAAAAGAGCCUUGAGAAUGUGAAGGAGGAGCUCCAGAAUAAGCUUAGUAUUAUGAAGAAAGACUUGGAGAGCUGUGUUCGUGAAUGUGAAGAACUUAAGGUCUCAAAAAUGAGCUUGGUCCAGAUGCUUGAAGAGUUCAAGACAAGCAGUAAAGUGACUGAUUCUGAAAGGAUUCACCUGCUACAGGAGAAAGAAGACCUACUUGCAAUCCAAAGAAAAUCCUCUAAUGAGAAAGAAGAGCUUCUCAGAGAGAUACAAGAAUUGAAGGAAAGGCUUCAAGUAUCAACAGAACACCUGACCCAGACCAGGGAGAAAUUUGAUGAAGCUUUAUCAUCUUUUGAGCAAGAGAAGCAGGUGCUUCGCCUUCUGAAUUCUGAAACAGAGAUGUCUCUACAUGCUUUACGAAAAGAGAAGAUGAGCCUGGAUUCAACACUGGAACAGCAGAAAAUGGACUAUGAGCAUUUGACUGAGGAGAAGGGAGAGUUAGAAGAGAAGCACACAAAGGCCAUAUCUGAGAAAAAUGCUGUUUCUCUUGAACGUGAUAAGCUAGCUGGUGAUAUCCGAACGUUGAAGGACCAAUUGGCUAGUUCCUCCAGAACUAAUGUUGACCUUAUUCAGGAGAAGACACAUUUAUCAACAAUGCUAGAGGAAACCAAACGGCAAAAAGAGGAGAUUGAAGCAGAGUUGACCUCUUUGAAACGGGAAAAGACUAACCUGCAAAAUGAACUGCAGAAACAGAACUCUGAUAAUGAAAUGCUUGAGAAGUACAAAGUACAACUUGUUGAAGAGCACAGUAAAUUAAAAGUAGAUUUUGAGAAGGCUAAUUUGGAGCUUGGUAGUCAGGUAAAGAAACUUACAGAAGAACAUGAACAUCUACAGUCAUUACAGACCGAGGCCGAGAAAAAAGUGCAGUCCUUGCAGAAAGAAAACCAGGAGCUGCUUCAGGAGAUCCAAGAGUUGAAAAGUCAGAUUAAUUCAGUGUCCGAGGCCAAGCACAUGCUUGAGACACAGCUACAGGCUGAAUCUAAUGAACGGAAUAAAGCAGUUUCUGACCAUGAUUGUCUUUCCAAGCAAAUUGAGGAACUGCAGAAAAAUUUAGACAAAGUUGCUCAGGAAAAAGAAGAAAUUUCAUCUAACCUCAGCAAUGUUGAAGAGCAAAAUAAGUCAUUUAGGGUGGACAUGGAGGCUUUGAAAACACAACUGAAGCAGCAGGAACAAGAAAAUUCCCAGUUAACAAAAGAUAAAGCUGAAUUAUUCUCAAAGCUGGAGGAGCUGGGGAGACAGAUGACCUCACUGUCCACAGAGAAGGAAGCACUAGAGCAGGGGAUUUCUUCUCUCCAGAUGGACCAAGAGAACUGGCUUACAGAACGGUCAAGGCUUCUUGAAGAGUUGGAAUGUUUGCGGGUUAGUCAGGAGCAACUACAGGCUGAUGCUAAGGCCCUACAGACAGCCAAAGAAAUUUUGGAAAAGCAGUAUCAAAAUGCUGUUGCAGAGGUAUCUGUUUCCACCGCUGCAAAAGAAGAAAUUUCCUCCAGCAUCUCACAUCUAACAGCUCAGAAGGAUGUCCUGCAGGUGGAGAGAGAUGGCGCCAUCCAGCAAGUCAGGGAGCUGGAAUCACAGCUAAAAAAUGCCAUUUCUAAGCAGCUUGAGGCUACAGAGGCCUCUGGCAAGACUGCUGAGGCUCUCGAACAGCUGACAAAAGAGAAGGCCAUUUUGAUUCAGCAGAAGAACGAAGUCCAGUCUUUGCUGGAAGGGCUGCAGACUUCCAAGCAGGAAAUGGAGACCCAGCUGGAAACAUUGAAGAAAGACAGUACUAAGUAUCAAGAAGACCUUAAUGUAUCCAAAGAGCAGCUUUGCACUGAAACUCAGAGGACCAAGAGUAUGUGCCAGGAAAUUGAGGAGCUUAAAGAAGCAGUUAAUGUGAAGUCGCAGUCCCUGCUGACACUGCAAGAUGAAAACAACAAACUGACUCAGGAGCUUGAUAACAAACACAGAGACCAGAGUGAUCUUGUGAAGCUUAAGGAUGAGCAGUCAAAACUCAAAAACCAGUUGGAAGAGUUGAAGCAAAGCCUGCCAAAUAAUGCCUUCAGUGAGAGCGCCUUGAAGGAACAGUUGGACAAGGAGAAGACUGCCCUCCAGCAGUCCAUCCAUAAAAACAGUGCCUUAAUGUCAGAAAAGGACCAGCAGCUGGAAAACCUCAAGACUGAGCUGGCUGUUCUGCAUGGGGAAAGUGCCUCAGUUAAGACACUGCAGGGUAAAAUUCAUGCCUUGGAGCAGGACAAAGCUACUUUACAGGAACGUGUUCAGAGAUUGGAGAAGGACCUGGCCACAGGGCCCAUCAAUCAGUCCUCAGGUGAUGCAGUGUUGGACCAAAUGAGGGAGGACAAGGAGACUGCAGAGAGUCAGGCAGCGAUUGAUUUCCUGAAUUCAGUCAUUGUGGACCUCCAGAAGAAGAACCAGGAACUCAAGGACAAACUGGAGACAAUGGCCGCUGCUUCCCUUAAUGGAAAUAAUCCAAGUGAGCUGGAUAACUAUGAUAGCCACGACAAGCAACCUGCGAAGAAGAAACCUCCCCCGAGGCUUUUCUGCGACAUCUGCGACUGCUUCGACCUCCAUGACACAGAGGACUGUCCCACACAAACGCAGAUGCCUGAUUCCCCUCCACACACCACCUACCACGGCAAUAAGGGCGAGGAACGGCCCUACUGCGACAUCUGUGAGGUCUUUGGCCACUGGACCGACUCCUGUAAUGAUGACCAGACCUUUUAAAGCCUUGUUUUCCAAACCCUCGUUCGCACAAUCACUAUAUUUGCACAUCAUGUUGGAUUACGCUGUGCUUCUGGGGUCCUAGUUUAUGCGUGUGCGUGCAUUUUGUGUGCUUGUUUUUGCCAAGCAUCUUUGUUGUCCACACCACCCCUUAAACACUCUUACAGGAGAAUGGUCUCUACAGAAUCUCUUCAGUCAUCCAGAAAAAGUGCUACACAUGAAAUAAGUUUGAUUUGUGAUUGACUGGAGGAAAGAUGUUUGAUAUCCCGGGUUUGUGUGAGUGAGACGGUAAUCUAGGUGGAUGUAUCAUUCUGGGAGAAGCAGCAGUCUUCUUCAAAUCGUUUAUUUAUCAAUAUGUUAACACCGUUUGCACAGCUUGUCAGGGGGUUACAGAGAUAAUAUACUAUAAUAAAGUUGUUUAUUUGAAACUGUAAAUGACUUGGUUGGAAAAACAAAUAUCAGUUUUGCGCAAAGUUGGGGAGUUAUAGUAUAUUUUUUUAAUGCCUGGAAAUACUAUGUACUUAAAGAUUUGAUAGUGUGUGUAAAUUUGUGACAGGGAGAGGUUUGCUUGCUCUAAUAUGGAGUUAGAGCAGUGAAAGCAGUCCUGUUUGGCUUUAAUAUGGAACUUUUUGUGUUUUUUACGGAAAGGGACUGCAGGAAGAUUAAUAAGAAACAGUUAAAGCUCGUAAUUCUUACUUUAAGCUCUCAGUUCCAGUCAAAUGGCCUUUCCGAAAAAAGUUUCAUAGAAGAUAUUUAAAAAAAAAAAAAAAAAAGAAAAGAAAAUAAUUUCUGUAU